Messenger RNA from Musca vetustissima, 7598 nucleotides. It is a transcript of the gene Alh, whose product is annotated as pneumococcal serine-rich repeat protein. Gene Ontology annotation, molecular function: nucleosome binding; histone binding. The record is from RefSeq and is a predicted model, not a curated record. Gene Ontology annotation, biological process: regulation of transcription by RNA polymerase II. Gene Ontology annotation, cellular component: nucleus. NCBI's taxonomy places the organism in Eukaryota, Metazoa, Arthropoda, Insecta, Diptera, Muscidae.
UUUUUUUCUUUUCCCUUGGGUGAUGAAGAAUUACCGCCGCAAACAUAGAUUCACGCAAGCGUAAAAGGUUUCUACAGACCACAAUGAAGGAGAUGGUCGGAGGAUGUUGCGUUUGUUCUGAUGAGCGUGGAUGGCCCGAAAAUCCACUUGUAUAUUGUGAUGGACAAAAUUGUACUGUGGCUGUGCAUCAGGCUUGCUAUGGUAUUGUCACUGUGCCCACGGGGCCAUGGUUUUGUCGUAAAUGUGAAAGUCAAGAGCGUUCGACGCGGGUGCGUUGUGAGUUGUGUCCGUCGCGGGAUGGUGCCCUCAAGAAAACCGAUAAUCAAGGCUGGGCCCAUGUGGUGUGUGCCCUCUAUAUACCGGAGGUGCGAUUUGGUAAUGUUACCACAAUGGAACCGAUCAUAUUGCAGUUGAUACCUCAGGAGAGGUAUGGCAAAAACUGCUACAUCUGCCAGGAAAUGGGUAAACCACAUCGCGCCACCGUUGGCGCCUGUAUGCAGUGCAAUAAAUCCAAUUGUAAACAACAAUUCCAUGUGACAUGUGCCCAAAGUUUGGGUCUGUUGUGUGAGGAGGCCGGCAACUACUUGGACAAUGUGAAAUACUGUGGCUACUGCCAGCAUCAUUAUAGUAAAUUGAAAAAGGGUGGCAAUGUCAAGACCAUACCACCCUAUAAACCCAUUAGCCAUGACACCUCCUCCGAUUCGGGGUCAUCACCGGAAAAGGAGAUUGAUUCGACCAUGAGUGCAACGGCUUCAUCCACAUCGGCCACCAGCAUUAAGAUAACAACAAAUAUGUCCACAUCGUCAUCAUCCUCGUCGUCGAAACAAAGGAAAUCUUCGAAUGCUACCAAACAGUCAUCGUCGUCGUCAUCGUCCUCAGCCGCGGCCUCUUCAUCAGCAGCAGGAGCUGCUUCAUCGUCCGCAUCAUCAUCAUCUGGUCCAAAUAAUCUUUCUAGUUCUUCGGGUCAUAAUCUAGGCAAUUCAUCAUCGGGAGGAGGUUAGACUUCUUCUUCUUCCCUUUCAGGUUAUGGCAUUAGCGGUUCCAAUAACUCUCUGGCAAUCGGUGCUGGCACCAAUUCCUCAUCAUCUAAUGCAAAAUCAUCCUCCUCCUCGUCAUCGGGGGGUACCUCCUCUUCAUCGAGUAGUUACAAGGACAAGGAUGGAAGCAGCAGCAAGCAUAGUAAAAAUCCCAAUAAACUAUCCAGUUCAAGUAAAGACAAGGAAAAGGAAAGUUAUUCCUCAUCAUCGUCAUUUUCAUCAUCGCGGGAUUCCCGUGAAAAAUCAUCAAAAUCCUCAAAAAGUAAAGAUUCAUCCAAUUUGAAUACAACGGCAGGGGGAGGAACGGCGGGAGCUUCAAAUGCCUCCAACAAUAAUGCAUUCUCCUCUGCGGAUUCCCAUCAUUCUCAUCAUCAAACGGGGGUACAAAAUCUAUCAACCUCCAAUAAUUCAGCAACAGGGAGUGGAAGUGGUGGCAAUAUGACGUUUGGUGGUGUUUCCUCGGCAGCCAGUAAUUUACAUGGCAAUCUUAACAACUCCGCCUCCUCCUCUGCUUCAACGGCUGGUGUUAACUCCUCAAAGGAAUCCAAUAAAAAUCCAUUUUCCUCAUCGUCAUCGUCGACUGGUGCCACAAAUCAAUCCAAUUCCAAUUUCCUCAAUGAACAUCAUUCGGAUGCCACCAAUUUAACACCAAUACCCAUGGAUAUUAUACCACCCAGCAAUAGUAGUAGCAGUGCCACAGGUGGCAACAACAUGCCCACAAAUCUUUCGUCCACCUCCACUUCGUCAUCGUUCAAUAAACAUUCAAAUAAUUCCAUGCCCUCCAUUAGCGGCAAUGGUUCAAAUCCCAAUCUCCAUGGCAGUUCAUCGUCUCAGCCCUCCUCAUUUACAUCGAAGAAACGUAAAAGUGAUUCUUCGAAAUCCAGUAAUUUCUCGUCCGAUGAUGUUAAUAACUCCUUCCGUGAUAUUAUUAAAGAUGUAACUGUGACCCUAACACCAUUAACCGAUUUUGAAAAGGAAAUUGAAAAGAGCUCCAAGAAGCAAAAAACCGAAUUAAGUCCACCUGCACAUCAAUCGAUAACCAGCAGUAGCGGUAAUGAGACACAAAGUAAUCGGGAUGUUGGGUCUUCAUUAUCAAGCUCAACGACAACAUCGUCGGGACAUCAUAAAUCGAAUGAAGCCAAAGUCAAUGCAUCAACAACCGGCGUCGGAUCAUCGAGUACAGGAGGAGGAUCGGGAACAUCAACGCAUAAAAAUUCCAGUUCAUCAGCGGCGUCUGCCGCAGCUAAAGAACGUGAGGAACGUUAUGCUGCAGCCCAGGCAGCAUUGGCUGCAGCGAAUGGUGGAAGUAUGACGUCAACGUCAGCCGCCACAAAUUCCCCCUCAUCAGGAACGGCGGGUGCGCCAAGUUUAUAUGUAUCCGUGCCACUGUCCAAUGCAAAUGUACCUGGAAUAAAUAUACCAACAACAACAGCAGCGGCUAACACAAGCGGAAGUCAGGAACAACAUAUAACUGGACAAACAACAACAAGGUCAUCUAGUCAACAACAAUUAGCAGCAGCAGCGGCGGCGGCUGCAGCAUCGUCCACAACCUCACCACUAGAUCGUCAAUCGCCGUUUAAUAAUUCUGCCACCUCAACAACAUCUUCGAUACCAUCACCGGUAAAUCAACAACAUAGCAGUGUCAUCUACCAGCAGCAACAACAACAACAAAGUGGCAAAUCUCCCAACUCAUCGUCGGCAUCGACAACUGGUAUUAAUCUGACUGCCUCCACCACAGAGACGGGUAAUUUAAAAAUUAGCUAUGAAAAACAAUCCUCAUCGUCGUCUUCGUCACGUGUUAGCCAAAUACAGGAUCAGGAAACGGCACCAAUGAGACGUAGCAGAUCACGCUCAGGUGAAAGUAGUAUGUUGCAAGCACAACAACAACAGCAGCAACAACAUCAACAACACCACCAUCACCAUCACCAACAGCAGCAGCAACAACAACAGCAACAUAAUUCAUCACAAAAAACUAAUUCACGUUCGGCCAAAAAACGUGCGGCCUCGGCAAAAUCCGGGUUCGCUUCAUCUUCGACAAGCGCUUCUUCUUCGGGAUCGGGCAAUAAUAAUGAGCAGCCGCCACAAGAAAAAUUGGCCAAAACAUCCAACUCGUCGUCGUCGUCUUCUUCUUCAUCGGCUUUGGAUAAGAUGGCUACGGGUUCACCGCACUAUCAUGCCGAUUUAACAACACCCACUCCACCACCAACAGCACCAUCACCACUAUCAUUACCACCGCCCAGUAGUACACCAACACCUUCCACCCGUACACCAACGCCCACUUCAACACCUUCGGCCACGCCCUCACCAUCACCGAUUGUAAUGUUACAGCCGGUAGAUCAACAUAGCAAUUCCUCAGCCACCUCCUCCUCUGCAUCCUCAUCAUCAUCGGCGGCAUCUAUGCGUAAUACAACAUCGUCACCUAAUGGUGGGGGAGGAGGAGGUGUUGCGGGUGGUGGUAGUGGUAUCUCCACCAGAUCAUCACCAUUACCAUCCUCCCUGAGUAAUAUGACCACGUCGACGAACAUUCAACAACAAUCAACAGCAACCAAUCUAACAAAAAAUAGCAACAACCAGAGUAGUAGUAAUAAUAGCAACAACAACAACACCAACAGCAAUAAUAAUCAAAGUGGUGUUGACACCGCCAUCACAACUUCUCUAUCCUCCUCGUCAUCUAAACAUAAUAGUAGUAGUGGUAGUAGUAAUUCUUCUGCCGUCACCACCGGCCCAAAUAGUAGUCUUAUAAGUAGCAGUAUUUCUAGCAGUACCAACAACAACAGCAGCACAACCAGUAGUGGUAGUAGUAGUAAUAAUUUAACGGAUGUUGUUGACAAUACCAACACCAAUAAUAAUUCGUCAGCUGUAGGCGGAGGAGGUGGUGGUGGUUCUAUGGUGGCGGCCAACAAACCCUUAAAUAAGAAAAUGUUAAGGGCCCAUCAGUCACAUCUGCAACAGCAGCAGGAGCAGCAACAGCGACAACAGCCGUCUUCUUCUUCCUCUUCUAGUACAAAUAUUAAUUCUUCUUCUGCUUCUGCAACAAAUUCCGCUUCUUCCUCUAAUUCCUUAAUAACAUCCAACUCCUCGGCCACAGCUACUAACAAUUCCGCUACUAAUUUAAGCUCAACCUUCUCCUCUUCAUCUAAUAACACUGCAACUGCUGGUACUAAUAAUAAUAAUAACAACAACAACAGUAAACUCACAAAUAAAUUACAUCAUCAACAACAACAACAAAGCCAACAGCAGCAGCAUGUUGUUGUUGGUGGCAACAAACAAACAAAUUUGAAAACCACCACUGCUGCCGAUAAUGAUGUUAUUGAAAUUUUGCCAUUAACCACAAAUUCUUCUUCUUCAAAUUCUCUUUUAUCUUCCCACAACAACAACAACACCACCACCAACAAUGUCAACAUCCCAACUUCCCCAAAUACUAACAACAACAACAAUAACGCCGCCAAUGCGACAACAACAUCUGCGUCAUCAACAACAUCAUCAAAUUCGCCAUCAUCUACAACCACGAACUCGAACACCAACAACAACAACAGAACUCCCGACAGCGGUGUCUUCUCAUCCUCCUCAUUUAAUGUUAGCAAUGCCAGUACCACCAGCUCCUGUUCAUCAUCCUCCAUGAAUAUGGGUGGUGGUGGAGGUCUCAAAUUUUCCUAUGAACCCCAAUCUGGCUCAACAACAACGGGCUCAUCAGGAUUACUACCACCCACCAUUGAUACUACAAUGGCCACUGUUAAAGAUUCACCACCCAGUUCUCCGGGCUCAGAGGCUGGAAGUAGUACGGCAACAACAACGGCGACGGCGGCUGCCACAACACGUAAACGUGGUCGACGAGCCAAAGAGGCAACAAACAUAGCCGCAGCAGCAGCGUCAACGACAACAUCCAACACUCCCCCAGCAAAUGAUCUCAAAGACAUUAAAGUAUUUCAAAAUGGUCUACCAGCAACAGCAGGAGGACCAUUGGCACCACCACAAUCCACCACCACCCCACAACAGCAACCAACAACAUCUGCUGCAGCAGCAGCGGCGGCGGCCGCAGCAGCAUCCUCAGUUACUGUUACCACCGCACCCCACAUGUUGGGUAAUCAAUUGAAUCCGAACAGUGGUAUGGCUCAAAAACUUUCCGAUCAACUGAGUAUGGAGAUACAGGAUCAUAAUGCCUAUACGGGUCCAGAAGCAGUAAUGCCACAAUUUGUUGGUGUACCAUUCCCAGGAAAAUUGCGCAAUACCUCAACACCCAGUUUAGCUGCACCUGCGCCACCCUCUGCCACCACUUCGGUUAGUGCUGGUCCCAGUCCAUUGGCCUCAAUGUUUGGCAGUGGUGCCAAUGGCAGUUUGGCCAUACCCCAAAGUCUGGAACAAUUAUUGGAAAGGCAAUGGGAACAAGGAUCACAAUUUUUAAUGGAACAAGCCCAGCAUUUUGAUAUUGCCUCCCUAUUGUCCUGUCUACAUCAAUUGCAAACGGAAAACGUACGCCUGGAGGAACAUGUUUCCAGUUUAAUAGCACGUCGCGAUCAUUUGUUGGCUGUCAAUGCCCGCUUGGCCAUACCCCUAAAUGCUACCACCAAUACAACACAGACACAAGGUAAUAAUGGUGCUGCAACAGCGGCUCAACAGGGCAAUAAUAACAGUGGUUCCGCAGCAGCAGCAACAACAACAGGUCAUCAUUCGACAUCCUCGUCGAAUACAAGUGUUACAUCAACAGCUUCUUCACUGGCCACAGCAGCAUCAUUGGCCACUGCCGCAACGACAUCAAUAUCGUCGGGCACAACAUCCUCAAGUACAUCAAGGCAGCCGCCAACCUCAGGGCCACAACCACCAGCAGCAGCACCACCUACAUCGGGAGGUCCGACAUCAAUGGAAAGAAAUAGAUCAAAUACGAACAACAACCUAGAAAAUGGUUUAGAUUUUCGUCAAAGCUCAAAUGUUGGCGCAACCAACAAUCCAAUGGCAAUAGUCUCGGCUGGCCAUGGCAGUGGAAUUGGACAUCAUCCAACUGCAGCGCCAGGAGCAGUAGUAGCACCACCACCAAAUAAUAGCAGCAGCAAUAAUAAUUCCAACAAUGCCCAAAUGCUUAAUAAUAUGCCACUGGGUAAUGCUAGCUCAUCAACGAUGAUGGCCCAGCAGCAGCAACAACAACAACAUCAUCAACAACAUUUGCAUAUGCAAACGCAACAACAGCAGCAGCACCAGGCGCAGCAACAACAGCAUCUGUCACACCAACAGCAUCAUACCACCGCCACCACUGCCUCCACAGCAGCAGCAACCACAACCCAACAGCAUCAUACGCACCUAUCGUCCCAUACAACCUCAUCGUCAUCUUCAUCAAAUAAUACCUCCUCUUCCUCCAACGCACUGUCGUCCUCGGUUCAGCAGCCGCAACAAACGCUGCCACAUCCCAUGUCGUCAACAUCUUCGCGCCUUGGAGGUAAUUUAUCCACAAAUACUAAUUGUCUAAAUCCACCAACUAAUAUUAGUGGCAAUCGCAUGGGCGUAGGCGGCGUCGGCGGUUACCACCAUCCAUUAACGACCAACAACAAUUCCGCCACCACCACCAAUGCCAUCAUCAAUUCGUCUGCUUCUUCUAAUAUUUCUUCUACUUCGUCCUCUUUAAUUAUGAAUGAUGGUGAUGGUCAUAUAAAAACUUCUGCUGCUGGUGUUAGUAGUGCUGGUGGUUCAAUACAACUCCAAGGUGGUGGUGGUGGCGGUGUUCUUAGUUUGACCAAGUCUUCUCAAAGCCACAACCAACACCAUCACCACCAACAUCAUCAUACUGGUCAUCAUGGUGCUGGUAGCAUUGGUGCAAAUUUUAAUACUUCCUCCUACUCGAAGGAAUUGAAAACAAAUGAAAUUAUUAAUUUAUCAUCCGAUGAUGACGACAAGGAUGAAGGAGGAGCAGCAGGAGAAGUUGGGGACAACAAUAAUCAAAUUUCCUCCACUUCCGAUCAAAAGAAAAUAUCCACGAAUAUUGAAAAGAAAUCUCAAAAUUCCGUUGUCAUAAAUGAUAGCGACAGUGAUUCGUCGUCAACACCCACAACCACCACUUCCUCAUCAAGGCAUUCGGAAAAUUAUGAAGCCGAAGAUGAAAAUGACGCUGCCAUGAAAAUCAAAAAACAACAAAAUGAAUUGGAAUCGCAAACGAAAAAACAAUUGAAGCAGGUCCAACGAUUUUUAAAAAGUUUCGAUGCCAAUCAACAGACGCCAUUGAAUGCAGACGACGAUGAUGAUGAUGACGACGAGGAGGAGGAAGCUGAUAAUGGCCAUACAUUGGAAAUGGAACAACCAUCCUCUUCAUCAUCAGCAGUGGCCAGCUUACAUCGUUUGGCAAUGGAAAAAUCCGGUAACUCUUUGGCGGAGUUGCGUAGUUUCCGUCAUAUACCAGCAACAACAUCAUCAGAGGUUGUACCAACAACAUCAGCUGCAAAUAAGACCCAUCAAGAAGAGCUAACCGCAAUAACAACCGAAUUAAAUAUAAACAACAACAAUAAUAACAAUAAUAACGAUGAAUCUAUAAAUAAGAUGAGAACAGAUUUUUCAAUAGAUUCGUUAUUAAAUAAUUAA